This is a messenger RNA of Capsella rubella, 750 nucleotides long. RefSeq names its product proline-rich protein 3. The record is from RefSeq and is a predicted model, not a curated record. The coding region runs from base 1 to 579 and encodes 192 amino acids. Lineage: Eukaryota; Viridiplantae; Streptophyta; Magnoliopsida; Brassicales; Brassicaceae. The transcript has 2 exons.
AUGGUAUUUACAGGGGCCGCCGCUUCCAUCCUCCUCGUCGCGCUAGUGUUUGUUGUAGCCACCGCCGAUUACUACGUGCCACCACCAACUACGUACACUCCAUCACAACCUUACGUUCCCAAACCAACCACCACCUACACAUCACUGGUUGAGACUCCACAGUACUUGCCAAAACCAAACCCCGAUAUGGCCAUCGAAGGUCUCAUCUUGUGCAAAUCUGGCUACAAAACCUACCCUAUCCAAGGGGCCAAGGUUAAGGUUGUGUGUCCCAUCGUCGACUCAUAUGGAAAGCUAGUGGCUAAGGUUACAAUCUCGAGCUACCCAACGGACUUGAAGGGAUAUUUCUACUUCAUCGCGUACGGACUCUCCCUCAAGGUGAAGAACAUCAAUAGCUGCAAAGUUAAGCUUGAGAGUUCUCCGCUCUCCACGUGUAAGACUCCGACCAAUGUCAACAAAGGUGUCACCGGAGCUCCUCUCUCUUUCGACAACUCCAACUUUCUUAGCCACGACAAUUUGAUCCUCUACACCCUUGAACCUUUAUAUUUCUCUAGCCCCGUGGCUCCCAAACCGGUUUACUAGGGAUCGCGCGCGGUUUAUGAUUAUUACAGACUUUUAUAACAAUAGGGAAACUAAUUAUAUUCAUCGUUAUAUUUUUCGGUUCUUUCAACAAAAAUGUGUCUGACUGAAAAAGACUGAUAUUUAAAGCGUUGGUAUAACUACGAGGUUUGUAUAUAGUAGUCAUCAUUCAUU